Messenger RNA from Chelonoidis abingdonii (Abingdon island giant tortoise), 2459 nucleotides. NCBI's taxonomy places the organism in Eukaryota, Metazoa, Chordata, Testudines, Testudinidae. The record is from RefSeq and is a predicted model, not a curated record.
AGAGUGUUUUGGUGCAGCCAGUGCAGUGUCAGGAGGGGACAGCAGGUCCGGCUGGCAAUGAAGGGACAUCUCUCCACUCAGCUGUUUUGGUUUCUUCUCUUUGUUCAGGACACCAUGGGUGCUGAUGAGCUGAGGCUGGUGAAUGGAAGCAGCCCCUGUGCCGGGAGAGUGGAGGUUAAACACCAGGAUCGGUGGGGGACGGUGUGCGAUAACAAUUGGGACAUGGAAGAUGCUGAGGUGGUUUGUAAGCAGCUGGGAUGUGGAUCUGCUGUCAGUGCCCAUGGCCAGGCUUAUUUUGGAGAAGGAUCUGGACCAACUUGGCUAAUUCUAGCUAAUUGUGAUGGUGACGAGUCAGCUCUCUGGGACUGCACACAUGAGGGAUGGGGUGCAUUCCAGUGCUAUCAUUCUUUUGAUACAGGAGUGAUCUGCUCAGGUCUCAUUGAGGUCCGGCUGGUUGGAGGGGACACUGCCUGCUCGGGACGUGUUGAAGUCAAACAUGGAAAAGUGUGUGGGAGACAGUCUGUGAUUCACACUUGGAUUUCAACACCGCUUCUGUUAUCUGCAAUGAAUUAGGGUGUGGACAGGCUGUAGCCACCUUGGGAGCAACUCACUUUGGAGAAGGACAUGAUCUGAUCUGGAAGGAAGAGUUCCAGUGUGUGGGGAAUGAGUCUCUUCUUCAGAAAUGUCCCAGGAUGUCCCAUCCUAAUGGCACAUGCUCCCAUGCUAAUGAUGUCGGCAUAUUGUGCUCAGGGUACUCUGGGUACAGGCUGGCAAACGGCAGCACACGGUGUUCGGGGAGAGUGGAGCUUCGCCAUGGAGGCACCUGGGGAACCCUCUGUGACUCCCAGUGGGAUUUACAAGGUGCCCACACCCUCUGCCAGCAGAAUGACUGUGGAUUCGCCCUGUCGAUUCCAUCAGAGCAGCUCUUUGGCACAGGAGAUGGGUAUGUCUGGAACGGCACAUUUGGCUGUGAGAGGAACGAAUCUCGCCUGAGGGACUGUCCUGUUACUGCACUGGGCACAACUGAGUGUCCCCCUGGGAACGAAGCCAGUGUGGUGUGUUCAGGCUGCCUGGGCGGCAGGUUAGUGAACGGUACCGAGUGCUCCGGGAGAGUAGAGAUCCGACAUGGAGACACAUGGGGAAGCCUCUGUGCCUCUCACUGGGAUUUGCAAGAUGCCAACGUCCUCUGCCAUCAGCUGAACUGUGGUUAUGCCAAGUCGAUCCAGGGAGGAGCCCAUUUCGGGGAAGGGAACGGAACCAUAUGGAGCGACACUUUUCAUUGUGAAGGGACUGAAUCCUGCCUGUGGAAUUGUUCUCGCAUGGCCCUGGGCAACCCAGCCUGCUCCCCCAGAGACACAGCCAGGGUUAUUUGCUCUGGUCGUUCUGAGGCGCUCAGACUGUUGUAUGGAGAGAGCCGAUGCAAUGGGACAGUCGAGAUUUUCCUCCAUGGUAUGUGGAGCAGAGUCCUGGAUGACCAGUGGGACAUGAGAGAUGCCAGCGUGGUCUGCAGACAGCUCCAGUGUGGAGUCGCUGAGAAAGCUUAUAACCCCUCUAAGUCUGAGCGAGGAAGGGGCCCCGUGGGGCUGAGAAGGGUCCAGUGUGCUGGAAAUGAGACUCGUCUGACUCUCUGUGACAACUCCGUGUCUGAGACAGCCCAGGCAGGAAUUGCUGAGGAUGUCGGUGUCAUUUGCUCAGGGAGCAUGCAGAUCAGACUGGUGAAUGGGACAGGUCGCUGUGCUGGGAGAGUGGAGAUUUAUUACAAUGGCAGCUGGGGGACAGUCUGUGAUGAUUUCUGGGAUCUGUCAGACUCCAAUGUCGUCUGCAAACAACUAGGAUGUGGACAUGCCAUCAAUGCAACUAUCUCUGCUCACUAUGGGGAAGGAUCCGGGCAGAUCUGGCUGGAUGAUGUGAACUGCUCUGGGAAUGAAUCCGAACUUUGGGAGUGUCCUUCCAGAGUCUGGGGACAGCACAACUGCAGACACAAAGAGGACGCGGGAGUUCUCUGCUCAGAAUUCACAGAUCUGAGGCUGGUGAGCGACAGUGAAUGUGCUGGGCGGCUGGAGGUUUUCUACAAUGGGACGUGGGGCAGUGUUUGCUCCAAUGGGAUGCCUGGAGUCACCGCAGCAAUUGUCUGCAAACAGUUGAACUGUGGGGACAGAGGGCAGCUUGCAAGAGACUUUGCAUAUGGAGCAGGUUCUGGUCCCACGUGGCUGGAUCAUGUUUCAUGCAAGGAGCAGCACAGCUCCAUCUGGCAGUGCCCAUCAGACAUGUGGAAACAGCAGUCCUGUGAUAACCGCGCAGAAGAGAACCAUAUUUCUUGCAGUGGAGAAAAAGAGAAGCCACCUCAGACCCUGUUUGCUGAAUGCCCGAACUCUACAAGCUGCACAGACCAGGAGAAGUUACAAGUCGUGGGAGGAGAGGACAGAUGCUCGGGGAGAGUGGAGGUUUGUUGUGUGUAA